This is a messenger RNA of Ceutorhynchus assimilis (cabbage seed weevil), 1475 nucleotides long. Lineage: Eukaryota; Metazoa; Arthropoda; Insecta; Coleoptera; Curculionidae. The record is from the annotation of a GenBank genome assembly.
AGAUAAUCGUAAUUUUUCAAAUAAAUACAACUCCUCAAUCCUUGGCUUUCAUAUUCACUUUUAAAUCGAGUCAGGGAAUUAAUAAUCUAAUUUCGGACUUGACAUUGAAAAAUGUUCUUUUUUGUAGUAUUUUGCAUUGCUCUAGUUGGCUGUAAUGGAGCCUCUAUACCCGAAGAAACCUUCACUCGAGAGGAUUUGGACCUGUUGAUGGUACAAACGUUCGGAGAUUCUGACAAUUUCACUGUGGAAUGCUUGAUCGAUUCGCAAGGUUAUCCAGUCGAAACCCAUCACGUCACAACUUCGGACGGCUACAUUUUAGCUCUCCACCGCAUCCCACACGGUCGUACUUCCAGGAACAAGGGCAAAGUAGCUUUUUUGCAACACGGACUUUUAGCGUCAUCAGCCGAUUGGUGUAUUUUGGGUGCUGGAAAAGCUUUGGCCUUUCAAUUGGCCGAUGAAGGUUACGACGUCUGGCUGGGAAACGCACGCGGUAAUUCCUGGAGCCGGAACCACACGACGCUGAAGCCAUCCGAUAUCGAGUUUUGGGACUUUUCCUGGCAUGAAAUCGGAAUCAUCGACAUACCGACAAUGAUCGAUUACGUACUCGAAACGACCGGUCAAUCUGCAGUGUACUACGUGGGUCACUCGCAAGGUACCACUGCUUAUUACGUCAUGCUGUCCCGGCUACCCGAAUACAACAAGAAAAUUGCGGCUGCAGCUAGUCUGGCACCUAUUGCUUUUAUGAACCAUAUGACCAGUCCGUUGUUGCACAUAUUGUCGUUCUGGACAGGAACCAUGGACUUUUUGUUCAACAUAAUCGGUAUGUACGAAUUCCUUCCAAACGACAACUUCAUGAAACGCGUGAUGAGCGACACCGUCUGCGCCUGUGACACGAUUUCGCAGCUGCUGUGCACCAACAGUUUGUUCGCAAUUUGCGGCUUCAGUAGGUCGCAAAUGAAUACCACUUUGUUGCCCUAUUUGAUGAAAUUCACCCCCGCAGGAUCAUCCACCCAUCAGCUCUUGCAUUACGGACAAGAAAUAAAAUCAGGUCGUUUCCGUCAAUACGACUUCGGUUUACUAUCUAACACAAUCAUAUAUGGUAGACUGACUCCUCCAGGGUACGACCUAAGCAAAGUCACUGCCGCCACUUAUUUGAUCUACAGCAAGAACGAUUGGUUGUCGAGCGAAAAAGACGUGCUGAGGCUUUGUGAUGCGAUGAAGGUUGGAUGUAAAGGAAAAAUUCUGAUGAGUGACUUUGAGUUUAAUCAUUUGGAUUACAUGUUCGGUAUAGACGCGCCCAAAUUGGUUUACAACAAAGUUAUCAGUUUGUUUGCUAGACAUUAAAAUUACGUUGCUUUUAUAAAGUUGACAUUGUGUUUAUUUUGCUCCAACCACCUAAUCUUUAUUGAAAACUGAUUUUAUACUUUUUAACAACAUUCAUCAUUAUCAUGAAUACCAUAAAAUGGGGUGAAAUG